Messenger RNA from Drosophila montana, 653 nucleotides. Its product is annotated as skin secretory protein xP2. The transcript has a single exon. The record is from RefSeq and is a predicted model, not a curated record. The coding region runs from base 1 to 630 and encodes 209 amino acids. NCBI's taxonomy places the organism in Eukaryota, Metazoa, Arthropoda, Insecta, Diptera, Drosophilidae.
AUGAAACUCAGCCCAGUGGUCAUCGUCUUACUCGCCUGUCUGCUGAGCCUGGCGCAGGCGGACGUGCAGCAGCAGCGCCGUCGCUACCAACUGCAGCAGCAGCAGCAGCAGCUGCAGCGGCAACAGCAGCAGCAGGCGGGUUACAACUAUAGGCCAGCGGUUCAGAAUCUGGAGCAGAUUGCACAGCCGGCGAUCAGCUAUGCCGCGCCACAGCCGCAGCAGCUGUAUAGAGCUCCUCCAGCGCCUGCCCAGGCAGAGGCAGCUGCACCACAGCCGCAGCAGUUUUAUAGAGCGCCCGCCCAGGCGGAGGCCGCCGCCGCGACGCCCGCACGGCUGCAGGCAAAGCCCGCGCGUUUGGUGGCCAACAGCGAGGCGCAGGAGGAGGACGACAUCGAUGAUGCCGCCGAGGAGGUGGAGGUGCCCAAGGCAGCGCCAGCAGCUCCGGCUGUCGCUCCAGCGCCGCUCGCACCCGUUCAGCCGCCAACCAUUGUCUAUUAUCCGGCAGGCGCCGUCAGCUUUGUGCAGCCCACGUCCUUUGCCAAGUUCAUAGCAGCGCCUCAGGCGGCACCAGCAGCACCAGCUGCUGCCUAUGUGGCCGCGCCCCAAUACUAUGCCGCCUACUAUGGCUAGGAAUGUGUCCUCUUUUCUAAAUA